Molecule: messenger RNA, 1508 nt
Organism: Drosophila busckii
Lineage: Eukaryota; Metazoa; Arthropoda; Insecta; Diptera; Drosophilidae
Gene: ppk18
Product: sodium channel protein Nach
Exons: 7
Coding region: 1-1482 (493 amino acids)
Biological process (GO): sodium ion transmembrane transport
Cellular component (GO): membrane
Molecular function (GO): ligand-gated sodium channel activity
Source: RefSeq, a predicted model, not a curated record
AUGGCGGAGAGCACUACACGCAGGCUCUUUAAGGACUUUCUGCGCAAUAGUUACAUCAAUGGCUUGCAGCCUUUGAUUCUACAUACACCCGUGCGUUAUGCCAAAGCACUUUGGCUGGCUUUCUUGGCUGUGGUUAUUGUUUGGACACAUAUUGUAAUUGUUAAUCUAACACUUGAGUAUAUAGUGCAGCCCACUGAGAUACAUAUGGCACCCAAUCUGGUGCAUGUGUCAAAUAGUCCGUUUCCAGCAAUCGGAGUUUGCAGCGCUAAUAUGAUAAGCAAACGCUUGAUGCGUGACUAUGCGGAGAAAAUCUUUGCACACCAGUCCACCUUAACCAGCAAUAUCGGCAACAGUAGCGACUCCCCGUCGCCCUUUGCUCUAGAUGUGGACGACAUGGCGCGCCGCCUGCUGGUGCUAACCAACUUUUAUGCAAAUGCCCACGAUGAGCCGCAACUGCAGAGCACUGAACUGGGUCAACUUCAUCGUUUGGUUAGCAGCUACUACAACGGCGUCGAGUACUCAGUUCAUGAUAUAUUGCGAGAACUAUCGCCAGACUGUGGUGAUUUGGUAGUACGCGGAAUUGUCUAUGGAGUGCCCGUCAAUACGAGUCAACUGUUUCUCAAACGUGCCACCUCGGCCAGCGUGUGUUGCAUAUUCAAUUACCGACGUCCCAGCUAUUCGCGUUUGCCGCUGAGACGCAUGCAGGACGAUGAGGAGAUGGCUGCCUUACCCAAAGUUGUCUUUGAAUCCAAUUCCAUACUCAAUGGCAUACAGUUUGUGCUACAGGACACAUUACCGCAGGACUUUACGCAAACAUUUUUUAGUAAUACUGCAUUUCGGCUCUUAAUAUUCCCACAAGAGGACUAUGCGGCCGUACAGUCGAAUGUUCAUGGCGAGAUUCUUGUCGAUCAUGAAACUAUAGUCGAAAUACCUAUACAACCGAAAUUCUUUGACAGCAGCGUAACUGUCCAAGGAGUUUCGCCCAUGAUACGACGUUGCUACUUUGCCAAAGAAGGCAAAAAGCUGCUCAAUCAAUCCUACUACUCGUUGGAUGAGUGCAGGCUGCUCUGUCGCAUUCAGAGCAUGAUGCAACAUUGUGGCUGCGCCUCGACGCCUUUGGCUGGAAGCUCGAUUAACUUUACGCACUGCACGCUGUUGGAUUUGCCUUGUUUGAUGAAAUGGAAGCGCAUUUGGCAUAAUUACAAUGAAUAUGCUUAUGUGGAGGGCAACGAGCAGGUUGAUCAUAAAAAUCCAGAUCAAUGUCCUCACUGUCUGCCCACCUGCAAUGGCGUGUUUUUUGAAAUUGUUAGCAAUGUGGCGCCUUUGCGUAGAACCUACAACUCAUCGGGCUAUUUCCAUGGACUGCUCAAGGGCUUAAAUAAUGAGCGACCUUUAUCUGUCAUUAAGCUGUUCUUCAAGCUACGCUUUGCACAAGCUACGCAAAUGGAUAUGGUGGGCGAUUGGGUGGUGCUGCUGAGUUGAGUGACUAAUACGCUUAUAUUUUUAAA